CAACGCAGCAGCUUCGGCCGGGAAACAUCGUCACACUCAUUCCAGCAAAGGCAUGGAAUUCGGCCACGAAACACAAACUCCAAAGGGCAAAAGGAGAGAUUUAAACCCAGAGGCUGAAGGAAUGCUUUAAAAUUUUCUCGUGACUUUGCUUUGUUGAAAGGGUCUUUAUUUUCCAUUUCAAGUGACGUGACACAGGGACAAUCCAUCUCUCAGGGCAGCCCGUCUGAAGCGGAUCAUGCCCCCUAGAUAGCAGCCUCGUCCUCCUCUCCACUCCCCCUCCCUGCCCCUCGGCCCCUUCCUUCACCUUCCUGGACCAGCACCGUCACUGCCACCUGUGUCACCACAGCCGCCAUGCCCCCCAGGAAGAGGACGCGGCCGGGUCUGGGCUUCCUGUGCUGCUUCGGCAGCAGCGAGCCUCCGGAGAUCAACCUCAAAGACAGCGUGCCCCUGCAGCUACUGGAGUUCAGCGCUCCCAUGCCGCCCGCUGAGGAGCUGCACGCACGUUUCUCCGAACUGGUGGAUGAACUGGACCUGACGGAUAAGAACAGGGAGGCCAUGUUCGCUCUGCCAGAUGAGAAAAAAUGGCAGAUCUACUGCAGCAAGAAGAAGGAACAAGAGGACCCCAACAAGCUGGCCACCAGCUGGCCCGACUACUACAUUGACCGCAUCAACUCCAUGGCUGCUAUGCAGACCCUGUUUGCCUUUGAUGAGGAGGAAAUGGCAAUGAGGAACAAGGUGGUGGAAGAUCUAAAGACAGCACUCCGGACUCAACCAAUGAGGUUCGUCACACGCUUCAUCGAGCUCGACGGCCUCACCUGCCUUCUCAACUUCCUGCGCAGCAUGGACUACGAGACGUCGGAGAGCCGCGUCCACACCUCCGUCAUCGGCUGCAUCAAGGCCCUGAUGAACAACUCCCAGGGCCGCGCGCACGUCCUGGCACACCCACAGAGCAUCAACACCAUCUCACAGAGCCUGCGGACAGAGAACAUCAAGACCAAGGUGGCGGUGCUGGAGAUUCUUGGGGCCGUGUGCCUGGUGCCCGACGGACACAAGAAGGUGCUGCAGGCCAUGGCGCACUACCAGAAAUUUGCUGCUGAGAGGACUCGCUUUCAGACGCUGCUGAAUGAGCUGGACAAGAGUACAGGCCGCUACAGAGACGAGGUCAACUUAAAGACUGCCAUCAUGUCCUUCAUCAAUGCUGUGCUCAACGCUGGAGCUGGGGAGGACAACCUAGAGUUCCGCCUCCACCUAAGGUACGAGUUCCUCAUGUUGGGCAUACAACCGGUCAUUGACAAGCUCCGAGAGCACGAGAACGCCACUCUGGAUAGGCAUUUGGACUUCUUUGAGAUGGUGCGGAAUGAGGAUGACUCUGAAUUGGCCAAAAGAUUUGAUAUGACCCAUGUAGAUACUAAGAGUGCUGGUGCCAUGUUUGAGCUGAUCAAAAAGAAGCUGAGCCACUCAGACGCCUACUCCAACCUGAUCUCCAUCCUCCAGCACUGUCUGCAGAUGCCCUAUAAACGUGGUGGUCUGCAACACUGGCAGCUCUUAGACCGGAUCCUCCAGCAGAUAGUCCUACAAGACGAAAAGGGAGAGGACCCCGACAUUGCCCCUCUGGACAACUUCAGUGUUAAGAACAUCAUUCGCAUCCAAGGCUUCCAGCAAAGGUUGGUCAAUGAGAAUGAGGUGAAACAGUGGCGAGACCAGGCAGAGAAGUUUAGGAAAGAUCAUUUAGAGCUGCUAGGUAAAUUAGAGAGGAAGGAGCGAGAGUGUGACACCAAAACCCAGGAAAAGGAGGAUAUGAUGAAGACUUUGAACAAGAUGAAGGACAAACUCCAGCGAGAGGGCGUGGAGCUGCGCUCAGCCAGGGAACAAGUUCUGGAUCUGUCGUCACGCAUCAAUGACAUAUCUGGCGUCAGUGUACCAUUCCCUCCUCCUCCUCCUCCUCCUGGCGGCCCCGCGGCUCCACCUCCACCACCUAUGAUGGGUGGCUUUCCUCCACCUCCUCCUCCACUACCAUUCAGUUGCCCGCCUCCUCCCCCACCGCCUCCCCCACCUGGAGCACCGCCUCCUCCACCAGGAGCCCCUCCCAUUUUCGGAGCCCCGCCUCCUAUUCCCUCUUCAUUCAACUCAGUGGGCACCAUGCGCUCCAAGUCCAUCCCUCAGCCUUCUCAUCCCCUGAAGUCCUUCAACUGGGUCAAACUGGGAGAGAAUGUGAUCAACGGCACCAUCUGGAACGACAUCGAUGACCUGAAAGCUUUCAAGAUUCUUGACCUCAAGGACAUAGAGAAGAUGUUUUCAGCCUAUCAGAGACAACAGGACCUGCUCACUAACCAAUCCUUCAAACAGAAAGAGACGGGCUCUAUGGAUGACAUAUACGUCAGCACACGGAAGGUCAAAGAGCUGUCAGUCAUCGAUGGUAGACGUGCACAGAACUGUGUCAUCCUUCUUUCAAAGUUAAAAAUGAGCAACGAAGAGAUCAGGAGGGCGAUCUUAGAGAUGGAUGAGAGGGAAGAGCUAGCCAAAGAUAUGCUGGAGCAGCUGCUGAAGUUUGUCCCGGAGAAAAGUGACAUUGAUCUUUUGGAGGAGCACAAACAUGAGCUGGAGCGGAUGGCCCGGGCUGAUCGCUUCCUCUUUGAAAUGAGCAGAAUUGACCACUACCAGCAGAGACUGCAGGCUCUGUUCUUUAAGAAGAAGUUUGCAGAGCGUCUAGCUGAAACCAAACCUAAAGUUGAAGCCCUCCUGAAUGCAUCCAGGGAGGUGGUGCGGAGCAAGAGGCUGACUCAGAUCCUGGAGGUGGUGCUGGCCUUCGGCAACUUCAUGAACAAGGGCCAGAGAGGCAACGCCUACGGCUUCAAGGUCUCCAGCCUCAACAAGAUCGCUGACACAAAGUCCAGCAUAGACAGGAGCAUCACCAUGUUGCACUACCUGAUCAUGAUCAUUGAGAAGAACUACAACGACACGCUGCACAUCCAGGACGACCUCAGCAGUGUACCGGAGGCUGCCAAAGUCAAUUUGUCGGAGUUGGAAAAAGAGGUGCACAGCAUCAGAAGUGGACUGAAGGCUCUGGAGGCGGAGCUGCACUACCAGCAGAGCAGGACGAGGGAACGUGGGGACAAGUUUGUGGCUGUGAUCGGUGACUUCAUCACUGUAGCUGGCUUCAGCUUCUCUGAACUGGAGGACCAGCUGAGUGAAGCCAAGGACAAGUUUACCAAAUCUCUGAAGCACUUUGGGGAGGACGAAGGGAGGAUGCAGCCCGAUGAGUUCUUCGGGAUCUUCGACACCUUCUUACAGUCGUUCAGCGAAGCACGGCAGGACCUGGAGAACAUGCAGCGACGUAAAGAUGAGGAGGAGCGGAGGGCACGAAUGGAGGCCAUGCUCAAGGAGCAGAGGGAGCGGGAACGGCGGGCAAAGAAGAGCGGGGCCUCAGAGGAGGUCGGCGGGGAGUUUGACGACCUGGUGUCGGCGCUGCGCUCCGGCGAGGUCUUCGACAAGGACCUGAACAAAUUCAAACGCAACCGCAAACGCUCCGUCAACCAGCUGGUGGAGGGCGGGGGCCGCGAACGCGCUGUCACCAAGGUCAACUACUAGAUCGAGGGAAAAAGGAAGGAAAAAUAAAAACACUAGACACUUAAAUUCUGCCGUGGUGUAGAUCUCUUAACACCUUUAGUCCAGGUCCUCGAGAAGUGACCAUUGACAUUGGAGAGGAUGUAAAUAACGGCUGGACUGGACAUGUAGCGACAUGUAUGGACAGCCACGCUGUUUUGAAGGAUUCAACAUCCUCCUCUGAUUGGUCUUGUAAAGCUAUUCCCAACCCGUUUGUCCUGGGCGUUGUACGAUCUCUUGAUCUUGGGGAUCUCCAGAUGGACGGACAGACCACUGUGACACAUUAUCCCAUAUCUUUUGACCAUAUCCUCUUAACACUGUGCUCAAGCUUCCAGCUCUCAACACCACCAUUUUUAACUGCUCUUUUUUCCUCACAAACCCUCCCCUCUGUAAGUCCCUUGGUGCUGGAGCAGUCCUUUCUUUUUACUGUCUCUCAAGCCAGUCACACUGUACAUAGACUCGAGGCCAAGAGAACCGAUUGGAAUAAGGACUUCCGGGAGAUUCGAUUCAAACUGAAAAAGAAGGUGGGAAGGGGGAACUAAGCCAUAAACUCCACAGUCAUGGUUGCUUCAAGUGUCCCCCCAUAAGAAAAGAGACUUUUCAGACACGGAACAUGGAGGGAUAUUCAUAAACUUCCUUUACUGGGGAGAUGGGUGUGUCAGCAAAUCCCAGAAUGCUUUUCAGGCUCCUGAAAGAGCGAGGAAGGAUAUCGCCACGUCCCAUCAGCCUUCUCCAGCACACAGCUUUCCCAGGGAGGACGCACGUACGCCCCGAGCUGCAGGUUCAGAGGAUACAACUAGUCUCAAGGAAAUAAACAGCUUGAUCCACUUUAUACACACGAUGACUGUGCCACAAGGGUCAGGCCUCACCUCCACUCCUCAAUGGUUUCGACAUUGUUCUGGCAUUAACCCGUGCCAAAGCAAAGAGAAAGCAAAAUGUAAAUGUAUUAAUACAAAACAUACUGCAAUUAGGCGUUGAUAUAUAUUUAUAUUUAGAUGCAGACAAGCUAAUUGCAAAGAUGUAGAGGGUUUUUUUAUGUUUUCAUGGCAUUUUGGGGUUUUGUACACGCAAUGCAUUAUUUGUUGGUGUUGCAAGUUCACAUUGCUGUUGAAGUGAAUUUCUAUACAUUUUGCGCUUUAUGUAAAAAAAAGAAAGAAAAAAAGUAAUUGCUUGUCCUUUUCACACCUGUAUGUCUUGUUUGCACUGUAGCUUUUCUGACCAACUUUACACUCCACAAACUAAUCCACAAAGUCCUCUCUGUACUUAAAUCACCUUUAUCUAUAACAGAGAUAAUAGAGGAAUGCCAUAUAGGAUGGGUUUACAGUGCUCUAAAGCUCUAAAGGCUGCAGACUGUGUGGACUCAAAGUGGCGGCCAUAAGGAUGCUGUACAGCAGUUCUCAUUGAGCCUUUAACGAUCUCAUCCAUAGUGUCUGUAGGACCUGUUCCACUGGUGCUUAAACUCGUGGUCUCAAAGAGAGAACUGGUGCUUGAUUACCAAGAUUCAGGCUCAUCAUACAGCAUUUUUGUGUUGUUUUUUUUUCAGUUGGCAUUGCGAUAUCAGACCACACCAUGUGACGAGUCUGUUAUUGCAAAGUCAGGGUACAACAAAGCACUUACCGGAUGUCGUAAUUAAAAUAUAGUGGGACACUAACAGCCUCAGAGAGCAUCAUAGGAAAGGAUCUUUACCUCCAGCUUCUCUCACACGUUUCAGACAUGACUAAAGCCUGUUAGUACAGGAGACUGGUUGCCAAACAAGAGUCAGAUCCACAUACUGAAGCCAAUCAUUUUUUCUUUACAUUUUUUAAAAUAUUCACUUUAGUAUAUUUUUUAUUUAUAUAUGCAUUUCUAAAACCUUAGCAGUAGACAUGACAAAGGCUGCAAUAUAAUGUAUUGGCUCGCCUCAGAACAACAUUUAGACAUACAGCACGGUGGAGGGUAGCUUGCUACGGGAAGUUGACCCAUAGAGAGGGCUCUGAUCCUGGCUCGUGGAGGGCGCCACUCCUGGUCACUUCUUGGAGAGAUUAGGAUGCAUUUUGGGACAUCAAAUGAAAGUGUAGAUCCAAAAAAAUCAAGAAUCAUAUGCCACAUGUGAACAUACACCUUCAUGUAAGCAGAUAGAGGACAACAUGCACGUACAGUCUAUAUGAAAUACCCUGAUAAUCAUCCAUUGUGUUCUUAUCAUACCUAUUUAAGUCAUUCCAUCUGCAUGCAUGGUGUCUGCAGUACAGUAUAGAGCCAUAUGUGAGCUGAUUGUCGGAAAAUCACUUUUUUACUCACUUUUCAGAGUAAAAAACGGACAAAUCCUGAUAAAUCAUGCAUGCAUAUUUCAGCACACACCCUUAUUAUGUUGAGUAGCUUCAGCUUAUUAGUGAUAUGAGUGUAGUGCUCAUUCACAGUUACAGUUAAACACCAAGGACUCAUAUUGCAGUUCCUUUCUCCACAUUAAAGCAGAAAUAUUUUAUAUUUCUAUACUUGACUCAACUAGCACUUGGUGUGUUAGCUGUGUUGCAAAACACAAGACACUUCCAACGUCAGAUUAUUGAAUGGAUCCAUCACUUAACACUCACUGCUGUGUGUAAUUACAUUACUCCAGUAAUAACAGCUGUCCCAGUUUGUCCUUCAUUCUGCCAACUUUUCUGUUCUGUUUAACUUUCACCUUAAAGUGCCUCUGACCCUUUUCUCACACAUAUAUCAUUCCUAUUCGCUUUCCAUACAAUGCACUGUAUUUGCUAGUGAAAUGCAGCUGACAGUUAGGUUCAGUUGGGUGUAAUCUGGUGGCUUUAGAUGCACUUUUGUGUUCCAUUUGGCAUCACAAGCAGUUAAAAGCAGCUCUCCAAACACGAUGCAGCUCCAGGCAAAAAAACAACAACUACCCAAUAUCAUCAACAUGUGAUCAGAGAAAACUCCUUUCAGCCUUUAAUUUCUCCAUAGUCGUCACAGAGCGUCUCAUCCUACCAGGGGUUUCGUCCUUUAAUUCCCCCUCAAUCUGAAGCAGAGAGAAGAUGUGAGGCUACAAACACGGUGUGAGUGCAGAGAGGAGCCCCGUGUCCCACACUUUAGAGAUUAACCUGUAAGCCAAAAUCGGUUCAAACUUUCAGAAACUGCAAAAUCAGAAAAGUUCUAUAUCCUACGGGGAAAAAAUGACGUAUGAUUGCAUAUUCUUUAACCAGCAUCUCAUGUAUAUUUGAGCUAUUUGAUUUCCUAACCUAUGCUCCUUCAAGUUAAUCAGAGUUAGUAUAUCAGACUUCGGCAGACCCUUUAAACUUUUAAUCCAGAGCUUCUAUUCUAGUGCAGACUAUUUACAGAGGGGUAUUGCAACAUUGUCAGUAUUAUUACAAGUUUAUGUUGUUCCAUGUUUAGAUGUUUAUUUGGCCAUUGACUGGCUGAAUUUUGGAGUGUACAGAUGGAAAUCAGAGGAAUGAAAUUAGUAGCUUGUUCAAUGCACUUUUAUAAUGGGACAUUUCCAUUUGCAGCGCCGUUACGAGGGCCGAGAACCCUCUAGAAACAAGAAGGGUGCAACGAAAGAGUGGUGCAACAAAACAUGGUGUAUAGAAGAGAGAGAGAAAGGGGGCAAGUGAGGUUGGGACUCCGGCUGGGCCGCUGGAAACACAUUCUGUUAGGGGGCAGAGAUGGGAUUUGUGGGGACACAGAUAAGAAGAGGGGACACUCGUACCUAACGAGUGUUUGCAGACCUCGUCUGUCUGUUGUCUGCUUUGGUGUGUAAAAGAAAAAAAGGAAUGUUUUCUGACACCACCACAUUUCUGUCAAAUCAUGCACUUGACUUGGCGUCGACCUGCAUGCCUGAAGAAGGGUGCACAAAGUGUGACGUGUUGACUUUAAUAGAAUAUUGCUUGCUAUAUGGAACACACCUGUUACACAUGACAAUUUGUACUGCCUGAGAAAAGUUGCACCCAGUUUUAGAGGUUGUAUAAUUGUGAGGAGUCAGUAUUUUUAUGGUUGGAAAAAAAAGUAUCCUCCACCGAAAGAUGUACAGUUGGAAAAAAAAAAAAGGAUUUUGUACACCAUUCUUGAUGUUUGAGAUAAGAUUAAAAAAGAUGAAUACAUUAAGGAAUGUUCCAUUUUCCUGUAAAUUGUACCUCUAUUUAUUUGCCUUAUUUAGUUUGCUAUAUUUUGUAUGUACACACAGCAUUACAACAAAAUGUUAUAUUAAAAAUAUGAAUAUGAAUAAAUAAA
Centropristis striata (black sea bass) is the source of this 7797-nucleotide messenger RNA. RefSeq names its product dishevelled associated activator of morphogenesis 2 (gene daam2). NCBI's taxonomy places the organism in Eukaryota, Metazoa, Chordata, Actinopteri, Perciformes, Serranidae. The transcript has 27 exons. Gene Ontology annotation, biological process: positive regulation of canonical Wnt signaling pathway; actin cytoskeleton organization; regulation of non-canonical Wnt signaling pathway. The record is from RefSeq and is a predicted model, not a curated record. Gene Ontology annotation, molecular function: small GTPase binding; actin binding. Bases 352 to 3588 code for a protein of 1078 amino acids.